Messenger RNA from Oncorhynchus mykiss (rainbow trout), 1397 nucleotides. RefSeq names its product RNA transcription, translation and transport factor (gene rtraf). Lineage: Eukaryota; Metazoa; Chordata; Actinopteri; Salmoniformes; Salmonidae. The record is from RefSeq and is a predicted model, not a curated record.
GCCGUCAUUUAAUAAUAAUUAGUUCUUAAUUGACUUGCCAGGUUAAAUAAAAUGUAUGGAUUUUCUUUUUACCUUAUUUUGGUUUCAAUCCGUCCAGUUGGUGGCGGCAAUACACCUUGUUGGGUUGUAGUCCGCCAUAAAACCCACAGAAGAACUCUGUGCGUCUCUGCUAGGAGUUCCACUGUUUGUGACCUAUAAAGGUAGAACCACUUGACAAAAUGUUUAGAAGAAAACUGACAGCGUUGGAUUACCAUAACCCCUCUGGAUUUGACUGCAACGAUGAGACAGAGUUCAGGAAUUUCAUUGUGUGGCUGGAAGACCAGAAAAUCAGACACUACAAAAUUGAAGACAGGGGCAACCUGAGAAAUAUCCCCAGCUCGGAAUGGCCCAAGUCCUUUGAGCAGUAUCUUCAAGAUGUAAACUGCCCAUUCAGUGUCCAAGAGAGACAGGAGUCGGUGGACUGGUUGCUGGGUCUAGCAGUUCGGUUCGAGUAUGGAGACAAUGUUGAGAAGUACAAGAACUGUCCGCCAGCCACGGCCACCAAGGCGGAGAAACCCUCGGAUCCACUCAUCCAUCUGGACAGCAACAACCCAGAUUUUAAGGCUGGCGUGAUGGGCCUGGCUAACAUGCUGAAGAUCCAGCGUCACGACGACUACCUGGUCAUGCUGAAGGCUAUAAGGAUCCUCAUCCAAGAGAGGCUGACCCCAGAAGCUAUAGCCAAGGCCAGGCAGUCUAAAGAGGGUCUCCCCGUGGCCUUGGACAAACACAUCCUCGGCUUUGAUACUGGAGACGCUACCCUGAACGAGGCGGCUCAGAUCCUGCGCCUGCUCCACAUUGAGGAGCUGCGAGACCUGCAGACCCGGAUCAACGAGGCUAUCGUAGCUGUCCAGGCCAUCAUCGCAGACCCCAAGACAGACCACCGCCUGGGCAAGGUCGGCAGAUGACCUGGCCUGCCUGAACCCUUGACCUCUGCCCUAUAACUCCCAACACACGCAGUCUGUGGAAAAGCAGUACCAGUCACACAAACUAUACAUGGUCCCAGGACCCUGUUCUUAUUCUAUUUUCGCCUCCCCCUUUUUGAUAAGGAGCCGGGAGGACUGGAAUUAAAUUGUCUUGUUUUGGAGGGGGGGAGCCUUUUUUUUAAAUAUGAAAAUUAAUGAUUUUUAGAUUUUUUUUUAAUAAGAAAUGGUAAGUUCUCAGAUUCUUUGCUGAAAUGACCCAUUUCUGUUUAAGUCCUGAAUCACAUUUUAUUGUUAUAAAUAUCACAUCUUAUAAAAAAGGAUUUAAAAAAAAAAUAUGGUAAAACAUAUUUGAGAAGACAAUUCUUAUUAGUUCACAGAAUACUCAUACUGCAUUGCUGUGUGUUCAUUCAAUACACAUUGACAGUUAUAACAGGA